Messenger RNA from Lolium perenne, 1240 nucleotides. RefSeq lists its product as uncharacterized. Gene Ontology annotation, biological process: proteolysis. Gene Ontology annotation, molecular function: ATP binding; ATP-dependent peptidase activity; metalloendopeptidase activity. NCBI's taxonomy places the organism in Eukaryota, Viridiplantae, Streptophyta, Magnoliopsida, Poales, Poaceae. The record is from RefSeq and is a predicted model, not a curated record.
GCUUCGCUAGCUGUUCCGUUGGAUAAAUCCUCCGGCAACUGGCGUUUGUGGACCAGCUCGACUCUACGUGGAAGAUGAGACUGGGUGGACCGCCCUGCUGCUCCUGCUUCACCCAGCUGCAGCCCGCCGCCGCUUCAAGGCUGCGCCUGCCACCGGCUCGCGCCGCAAACACCACCUCCGACUCGGCCACGCGGCUGAGGGCAGUGCUUGAGCAGGUGGACGACGAGCUGCGGAAAGGGAACGACGAGGGCGCGCUGUCCCUCGUGCGCGGCACGCAGGGGGAGGGCGGCGGACUCCGGUGCUUUGGUGCCGCCAGGCAGGUACCUCAAAGACUUUAUAAACUAGAUGAGCUUAAGCUAAAUGGGAUCGAUACCUCUUCUUUUCUAUCUCCGGAGGAUCGGACUUUGGGAUCAAUUGAGAGAAAUCUCCAAAUUGCUGCACUUCUUGGAGGCCUUUCUAUUUCAGCUGCAUUUGAGCUUUCUCAAUUCCAAGCUCUGUUUCUCUUUGUAGGCCUACUAUUCGUGUGGUCUGUUGAUUUGAUAUAUUUAAAUGGAGGGGCUAGAAACUUGGUUCUCGACACACUUGGUCACAGUCUCAGCCAGAAGUACCAUAACAGAGUUAUUGAGCAUGAAGCUGGUCACUUCUUGAUAGCAUACUUGCUUGGAGUGCUCCCGAAGGAAUAUACUAUCACAAGUUUAGAAACACUUAAGAAAAAAGGAUCAUUGAAUGUACAAGCUGGGACAGCUUUUGUGGACUUUGAAUUUGUUGAAGAGAUCAAUUCAGGCAAACUGUCCGCGAAGAUGCUGAACAAGUUCUCAUGUAUUGCGCUGGCUGGAGUAGCAACAGAGUAUCUUCUGUAUGGAUACGCUGAAGGAGGACUAGCUGACGUCAACAAGCUGGAUGGGUUGUUCAAGAGCCUGGGUUUCACCCAGAACAAAGCUGAUUCACAGGUGAGAUGGGCUGUGCUGAACACUAUUCUGUUACUGCGCCGCCACGAAAAGGCUAGAUCGAAGCUUGCGGAGGCAAUGUCCUCUGGGAUAUCAGUUGGAUCUUGCAUUCAGGUCAUAGAAGAGAGUAUAAACACAGAGGAUAUUUGAUAGCUAGUGUGAACACUCAGCAUAUUGCACGGUGGUGCUGCAACAUACAGAUCGCAGCGGUGUACACCUCUAUAAUGUACAUCAUAUUUUACCUUCUACUGGUACUAGACUACUAGUAAGAGUUACAUAUGAAGACAUAUUAA